CUGGGACUGUGCUGAUUCCUGCUUCUCUCUCCCAGCACCUGACCUUUUCCCUACUGUCAGUCACUGUCCUGGUGUCCUUUGGCUCCUCCAUGCUCUAUGGCUACAACCUGGCUGUGGUGAACUCGCCGGCAGUGCACAUAAAGGCUUUCUACAACGCCACGUGGUCCCAGCGCUAUAGGUACGGGCUGGCCCCCGGCCCCCUGACCCUCCUUUCUCUGACCGUCUCCAUCUUUGCGCUGGGUGGGCUGGUGGGCUCCUUGCUGGUGGGGGUGCUGGUGGAGCGCUACGGCAGGAAGGGUGCACUGAGCCGCAGCGCCCUCCUUGUCCUCCUGGCCGGCGGCUUCAUGGGCUUCAGCCGGGAGCUGGGAUCCCCCGAGAUGGUGAUCAUCGGCCGCUCCAUCACGGGGCUCCACUCAGGUAUCUGUCUCAGCGUGGUACCUCUCUACCUGGGAGAAAUCGCCCCCAAGAACCUGCGGGGUGUCCUGGGCCUGGUGCCCAGCAUCUUCAUCUGCCUGGGGGUUUUCUUCGCGCAGGUCCUGGGCCUCCCGGAGCUGCUGGGCGAGGACAGGUUCUGGCCCUUUUUCCUGUCGGUGGUGGUGGUUCCUGCCUCCCUCCAGCUCCUGCUGCUGCACUGGUUCCCUGAGAGCCCGCGGUACCUGCUGAUAGAGAGGAAUGAUGUCUGCAGGGCCACCAAUGCACUGCACCAAUUUCUGGGGACACUUGACGUGCAGGAUGUGAUCGAGGAGAUGAGGGAGGAGCAGCAGUCGCUCUCCUCCAUGGAGAUGGUCUCCGUCCGGCAGCUGCUGCAGGACCACUCCGUUCGCUGGCAGACGCUCUCAGUGGUGGUGGUGAACGCCGGCAUGCAGCUCUCAGGGAUCGAUGCUAUCUGGUUUUACACCAACACCAUCUUCGAGAACGCCGGGAUCCCCGCGUCCCAGAUCCCCUACACCACCGUGGGUACUGGUGCCAUCGAAAUUGUUGCAGGGCUGAUCGGAUGCUUCACCAUUGAGAAGGUGGGCCGACGGCCCCUCAUCAUCGUCGGCUUCUGCGCCAUGGGCUUCUGCUCGGCUGGCAUCACCACCUCCCUGCUGCUGCAGAGCGCCCUGCCCUGGAUGCGCUACGUCAGCGUUGCCUGCGUGGUCGGCAUCAUCGCCGGCUUCUGCAUGGGACCAGCUGGCGUCCCCUUCCUGAUGACAGCCGAGCUCUUCACGCAGUCGCACCGCCCAGCUGCCUACAUCGUGGGGGGGUCCCUCAACUGGCUCUGCAACUUCAGCGUCGGCUUCAUCUUCCCCUUCUUGCAAAAAAAAACUGGUGCCUUUUGUUACCUGGUUUUCUGUGGCAUCUGCUUUCUGGUGGCCCUGUAUGUCUACCUCAUCAUCCCUGAGACCAAGAACAAAACCUUCAUGGAGAUCAGUGGGCUGCGGGUGACGGGGGUGGUGGGGGAGGCUCGGGGCUGGGAGGGAAUUGAGGGCCAGUUUGUUCGGACUCGGUCAGCUCUGCGUCUCCCAGCACAUUUCACCACCACCAUCGUCCAGGCUGCAGCCUGCAGCCAGGAUGAGCUCUGA
Messenger RNA from Pterocles gutturalis (yellow-throated sandgrouse), 1565 nucleotides. RefSeq names its product solute carrier family 2, facilitated glucose transporter member 9-like. Gene Ontology annotation, biological process: monosaccharide transmembrane transport. Lineage: Eukaryota; Metazoa; Chordata; Aves; Pterocliformes; Pteroclidae. The record is from RefSeq and is a predicted model, not a curated record. Gene Ontology annotation, molecular function: hexose transmembrane transporter activity. Gene Ontology annotation, cellular component: membrane.